Molecule: messenger RNA, 543 nt
Organism: Chrysochloris asiatica (Cape golden mole)
Lineage: Eukaryota; Metazoa; Chordata; Mammalia; Afrosoricida; Chrysochloridae
Product: olfactory receptor 7A10-like
Exons: 1
Coding region: 1-543 (180 amino acids)
Biological process (GO): G protein-coupled receptor signaling pathway
Cellular component (GO): membrane
Molecular function (GO): olfactory receptor activity
Source: RefSeq, a predicted model, not a curated record
AUGGUGAUCAUGAAUCCCAAGUUCUGUUGUCUCCUGCUUCUGGCAUCCUGGUUAUUGAGUAUUCUGGACUCUCUAUUACAAAGCUUAAUGGUUUUGCGACUAUCUUUUUGUACAGAUUUGGACAUCUCCCACUUUUUCUGUGAACUUAAUCAAAUAGUUAAACUUGCUUGUUCUGACACCUUCCUCAAUGACUUAGUGAUGUAUUUUGUAACUGGACUUCUGGGUGUUAUUCCACUUAUUGGUAUCCUUUUCUCUUACAGUAAAAUUGUGUCCUCCAUUUUGAGAAUUACAUCAGCUGGGGGCAAGUCUAAAGCCUUUUCCACUUGUGGGUCUCACCUCUCAGUGAUUUCCUUGUUCUAUGGCACAGUUCUUGGAGUUUAUCUUAGUUCUGCUGCUACCCCAAACUCCAGGGUCACUGCAAUAGCCUCAGUGAUGUACACUGUGGUCACACCCAUGCUGAAUCCAUUUAUCUACAGUCUUAGAAAUAAGGAUGUAAAACAGGGCCUAAAAAAACUGUUCAACUUAGAAACAUUCUCUACAUAA